GAUCUGCAUGGAGAGAAGCGGCAGCGGCGCGGUGACGGUCACGUGACGGAGUCUGCUGCUGGCUGAGUGAAGCGUGUUAGCAGAUUUUUCUGUUUUGUACAUACAUUGUUUUGUAUAUUCUGUAUAUGAUGACCUCGGUGGGCGUCGAACGAGCCCGGGGCACUCGGGACAAAGUGCUACCCACUACCACACAGACCACACAACCACAGAAACAGCUUCAGGCUACAGCUGAACAGAUCCGACUGGCCCAGAUGAUCUAUGACAAGAACGAUGCAGAUUUUGAGGAUAAAGUGAAACAGCUCAUGGAGGUUACAGGGAAGAACCAAGACGAUUGUAUGGUUGCUCUUCACGACAGCAACGAGGAUGUCAACAGAGCCAUCAACUUCCUGCUUGAGGGAACUUCUGAUUCGACCUCUUGGGAAACAGUGGGGAAAAAGAAAAGUCUUGGAAAGGAUGCCACCUCCACAGAGAGUAAGGAAAACAAGGAGAACAGGGAGAAGAAAGAGCGAGAAAGCAGCAAGGGUCGUGGAGGAGCGAGCCGUCGUGGCAGAGGGACCAGUCGCAACCGGCAAUCGAGGACGGAGGAGAAUGGUGUGGACCCUGCUCUGGUUGAGAGAGGUGCUGACCGUGGCCGCAGGGGAAGAGGGAGAGUGUCGGGAGGUAGAGGCAGAGGUCGGGCUCCGGUUACCAGCAGGUUUACAGCACAAGGGAUGGGAACCUUUAACCCUGCAGACUACACCGCAAACAGCGGGUCAUCAAAUUCACACACUGAUGUCUGGGAGACGGAGGCCAAUGACACUACAGAUGGGACAGUGGCAUGGCAGAACACUUCGGACGAGUGGGCAGCUGAAGACUGGAGUGAAGAUGUGAGUCUCUCUGAGACCAAAGUGUUCACUUCCUCUUGUGCACCUCCAACUGAGAACCACAUCACACCUGGCCAAAGUCUGGAUCUAUCAACUCUGCUGCAGAAGCCUGUGGACCGUGAGGAGGUGGGAGGUCUGAAGGCCAUGGGCUCCUCUCAGGGGCUUGGCCACAGUCUAGUCUUCACCAACUCCCACCACCAGCUUGCUCGAAACGGAGGCACAUCUGCUGGUUCCAACUGCUACACACACGCCACCCUGUCCUCUGUUUUAGGUUCUGGUUUUGGAGAGCUGGGUGGUCCAAAACUCGGGCAGACGGCUGGGCAGCAAAUACUGGAACAGCUGAAGGGGCCUGGUCUUGGGCAGCUUACCUCCCAGCCCUCCAGCACAGGGACCAACUGCACCCCUGUAGGGGGGCUGGUGGGGACGGGGAUGUCUGUCCCCUCCUCCUCCUCCUGGGACAUCAAACCUCCUGGAACACAGAGCUCCGCUUCACUCCCCUCUCAAUUCAGUCGGGAGUUUCAGAUGCAGCCAGAACCAUCUUUGGUGCUAAGCCAACUAGCCCAGCGACAGCAGGGCUCCAUGACCCACACAGGGCCUCUAGCCAGGCAGCCCAGCCCUCCAUCACUGAGUGCCCCGUCGCCUGCCCCGAGUACACUGGAAGCCUUUCCUAAAGCACCGGAACCUUCUCAGCACCGCAACGGGCCCUCGAUGGCCCCCUCACAGGCAGCCGAAUCUCAGGGCAGCAGCACACAGCAGCGGCAGAUAAAGACUCAAAAGCGACGGAUACCUCCCACUUCAAAGAUUCCCGCGUCUGCUGUAGAGAUGCCCGGCUCAGCAGAUGUGUCCAGUCUAAAUGUGCAGUUUGGUGCCCUGGACUUUGGUUCAGAAUCUGCCCUGCCGGACUUCGGCCAGUCGGAGAACUGCACCAGUGAACCCAUAAGAGAGGCUGCUGUGGUUCCUCAGUCACAGAGCAGCCUUUACUCUAAACCAAUCAGUGAAUCUCUGAUCAGUCCGGUCCCUUUGCUGCUGCCUCUGGCCUCUUCUGACAGUAUCUACCCCUCUCCCUCGGUACCUCUCCCCAGCCUCGCCCCCUCCCACACCAUCCCCAGCUCGGCCACAGCCCCUUCGUCCUCUUCAUCCUCCUCUUCCUCCUCCGCUGCAUCAUCGGCGGGUAACAGCUUUGACUGCGGUGUGGCUCCUCACUCAAGAUUGACCUUCUCUCAGAGCAAGGAGCCUUCUGGACCUGUGACAAACGGUUUCAAUGGUGCGAGGACCUCUGCUGCUUUAGACACCACAUCGAGUUCCUCCACUCAAAAACAAGAGUCUCCCUCUCUGGCCAGCAGCACAAGUGCUGCCCCUUCUGCCCCAUCCUCACUGUUGCCCCCUUCUGUUACACCACACAGCUCUGCUCUGCCCAGUCUGGUAUCUGAGCUGUCCUCUGCCAGCUUACCUCCCCUCAGCAGUCAUGUGAGCAGUGGCCAUUCCUCUGUGUCGGCACUUUGCACCACAUCUUCACUUACAUAUACCAGUGUGGACAGCGUGAACUCUCUCGCCCCCUCAUCGAUGGCAUUUUCCUCGCCGCCUGUGUCCGCUCUGCCCAGCAGCAAUGUUAGCAGCUCAGCGAGUAGCAGCAACAGUCUGCACGGGUCUGGAGCUUUGGGUCACGGCACCAAUGGUAGCACACCUUCCGGUGUCAGGACUGUCCCGCUACUGUCUUCCUCCAGUGGUAAAGUUCCUCCUAAUCUCUCUCAGGGGGUUCCUCCACUGCUGCCUAACCAGUACAUCAUGGGACCCGGAGGUCUGCUACCUGCCUAUCCGCAGAUUUAUGGCUAUGAAGACCUCCACAUGCUCCAAUCCAGACUACCAAUGGUGAGUCUGAGCCCAUCAAAUUGUCUUUAGCGCUGCUGAGCUUGUUUUUUCUUGAUUAUUAGUUGACUGACAAUGAGAGCAGAAUGGCAGAUAUAGAUCUAUGAUAUGAGACAUAACUGCUGAUAUUCACACAUAUACAAGGCUGUUGGUAGGAAACAUUUUGAAUGGGAGAGCUAAUAUCUGGUAAUGGGCCAAGCAUGUGCAGUUAUCAGCUCAAAAAACCCAAAGACUAAUCGGCCUGACCCAAGCUUGUUGCUAUUAUUAUGUAAUCGCCUGAUUAUGGUUAUUUGGUUAUGAGCAUUUGAGACAAUAUGACCAUUCUAGAUUCCAGUCAAUUUAAAAUGGCCACCCAAAU
This is a messenger RNA of Sinocyclocheilus grahami, 3087 nucleotides long. Its product is annotated as ubiquitin-associated protein 2-like. The record is from RefSeq and is a predicted model, not a curated record. The coding region runs from base 126 to 2762 and encodes 878 amino acids. Lineage: Eukaryota; Metazoa; Chordata; Actinopteri; Cypriniformes; Cyprinidae. Gene Ontology annotation, molecular function: protein binding. The transcript is spliced from 21 exons. Gene Ontology annotation, cellular component: nucleus; cytoplasm.